Diabrotica balteata is the source of this 1206-nucleotide messenger RNA. NCBI's taxonomy places the organism in Eukaryota, Metazoa, Arthropoda, Insecta, Coleoptera, Chrysomelidae. The record is from the annotation of a GenBank genome assembly.
AUGAUACCAAAAGAUAUAUGUGAUCUAUUAGAAGAGUCUUUAGAUGAAAAGAUAGAAAAUUUUGAAAUCCAGGAACAUGAAGGCAACGAAAAAGGUCAGGGACAUUUAGGUGAAAUGGUAUUUUUGUCCAUGAAAAACAAAAAUACCGGCGCAGAUCAUCAUUUAGUGGUCAAACAAUGUCUCGUAGGUUCUGAAGAAACUAACAAAUUUAUGUCGAUGUGUUUUAACAACGAAGUGCAUUUUUAUACCAAAGUAAUUCCAGCUUUACAAGCAUUCCAAAAGUCUUAUCCUAAAGUUGAAAUCUUUAACAAUAUACCAAAAUGUUUUGCAACGAGCUCAAAAAAAGGAAAAGAAAAAUUUGUAAUGGAAAAUUUAAAGGUAAAAGACUACAAAAUCCACCCUAAGAAAAUACCCCUAAAUACUAAAAUGUACGAAACUAUUUUUAAAACGUAUGGAAAGUUUCAUGGAAUUUCCUAUGCCUUUAAACAUUACCACCCUGAACAGUUUAGUGAAUUAGGCGCAGGAUAUCAUAAGAAUAUGAAAACGUUUUUUAAUCAAGGUCUAAUGCAACAAGCAAUCGCCAGUUUGUGUAACACGAUAAAAGAAUUUUUAGAAGAGGAAGAAGAAAUAAAAAUAAUCGAUAGUUUUAAAAAAUAUUGUGAUAACGGUUCUCAAAUGUUUCUUGAUGCACUUGAAUACAAAAGUCCAUAUUCAGUUUUUAUUCACGGUGACUGUUGGAGUAAUAAUAUGAUGUUCAAAUACAACAACUCAGGAGAUAUAGAAGAUAUUAAAUUGUUCGACUUCCAAAUGGCUGGGGUAGGUUCACCCAUUUUGGAUCUGACAUACAGUUUCUACUCAGGAGCUGACGAAGAAAGCAUAUCUAAUUUGGAUCAUUUCCUUGAAAUCUAUUACAAAAACCUUAGUGAGACAUUAAAGGAUUAUGGAUGUAGUGCAGAGAAAGUUCUACCAUUUACAGAAUUAAAAAAAGAAUGGAAAGAACAAAACGCAUUUGGUGUUAUAUUGGGGUUACUGAUAUGGAAUAAUAAAAAUUUGGACCCAAGUGAAACUCCAAAUGUCGCUGAACUAAUGGACGCAGAAUCCCAAGGAGAAAAUUUCAGCCAAAUAAUGCAGAAGGCCGAUUCUACAGGUUUUAAAAAAGCUAGCUUAGCAGUAAUGAGACAUUUGUACAAAAAUAACUUCUUGUAA